Messenger RNA from Xylaria bambusicola, 604 nucleotides. RefSeq lists its product as uncharacterized. The transcript has 2 exons. Bases 67 to 378 code for a protein of 103 amino acids. The record is from RefSeq and is a predicted model, not a curated record. NCBI's taxonomy places the organism in Eukaryota, Fungi, Ascomycota, Sordariomycetes, Xylariales, Xylariaceae.
CGCUUGCCAUGUGCUACUUAAUGAGACUAGAGUCGCUUCUUUGGUUCAACGGCAUACUACCGGGUGAUGGGGAGAUCGAUACUAUGCACUUGCAACUACGCAGCAAUUAGGACUGUCCUGCGGGCACUUCGUGUGGCAACUAGCACAAUCUCUAUUGUCAUCAAUUCCACCACUAGAUAUGAGCCAGCUCUCGGGGCGGUGUCGGUUCCUACAGUCGUAGGCGGGGUUAUAGGUGCCUUGCUUGUUGGCGUCUUACUUGGAUCAGGCAUUGUGUGGCUAUGUGGUCGGGGGAUACGUUACUCGAACAGGGGGGUGGACAAGGGUAGCAGUGAGACGGACAACGCCGAAGUAUCGACAAAUAUGGAAUUAGUAAGAUAGCGGUCCAUAUUGGAGUUGGAAGCGAGCGGUAUUCACGAACUACAAUGCGGGCAACACAAAGAGCAAUUGGGCAGUUCACAGCUUCCCCACACACCACCACCACCAUCACGAGCGACGCUUCGUAACGAGGCUUGCGUGACUGAUUGGGCAUAAUUUACACCUGCACCUAACACUCGAUAAUCUACUCGUAGUCAACUUGGCUGCCGUAAAUAAAAGUAAAUAAGCG